AUGCCACGAAAAAGAACUAAUUUAAGUUCAUCAAAAGCUCGUGCGCGGAGAAAAAAAAUUUACAUGCUUCGUAAAAAACAAGAAGAAUUAAAGGAAGAGUUUAAAAAUCUCGCUGGCAAUGAUGAUAAUAUAAACGAAUUGGAUGAUAAAUUAACGGAUCUAGAUAAUUUGAUUGACAGAAAUGUUAACGAUGAAGAUGAUGAUGGUGAUGAUGAUGAUAAUGAUGAAGACGAUAAUGACAGUAAUAUUGAUGGAACUUGUGCUAUCAACAAUAACAAUAACAAACAAUUAGAUACUGAAGAUAUUGAAAUAGUUAGUGUCGUAGAAUCAAUUCAAGAAUCAUCUCAGAGCAAACCAGCAAGAGGGACUUUUGACGAGGUACCUGUUAAACAAGAGCGUCCAGAUGAAGCGGAAAUCCGGGAAUUGGCUGCCAAAAUGGUGGAAGCAAACAAGGCGAAAGUACAGUCAAUGCCUGCACCGCCGGUAAGACCUGCUAAUAAUAAUAAUAAUAAUAAUCUACCGGGAGGUCAAACCGGGAUACUUGGUUAUUUAACCCGUAAACCAGUUGAGGGAACUGGAGCUGGAGCAGCAGCACAACCAGCAGCCGGUAAAUCUCCAUCUAAGGAUCAGGAUGGUAAAGUGCCACUUGAUGAUGAAAGCCAGCGGGGUAGAUUUGGCUGGGUGUCGUUUGAAAAAGUUCACAUACCUUAUAUAUUUCGCGGUAGUGAAAAAUAUUGUGCUGUUAGGAUACUUGAGGCCAAGCUACUAAAUAAGUACCUGAAUUAUCUUCACUCAGAUAUUUACAGUUGUACAUGUAUUAAAAGUUACUUUAUAACUGAAGCUGAGAGUAAAUUAUUAAAUGAAAUAAAUAACAAACAUUGUGAAAAUCAAUUUGGUAAAGAACAAUUUACAACUAGAGAUUUAGUAGUGCGUUUAUCCGACGCUAGAGAAUUUUACACAUUUUUAGAUGUAUGUUAUACUAAAUUAACAAGUAACAAUGUUAUCGGAAAUAAUAGUGGUAAUAAUAAUGGACAUAAUAAAAAUGAUAAAUGCGGAUUUAUACGUAUUAAUAAAGAAUCUGUUGUUCCAUAUACAAUAAAAGAUAAUUUAAAAUACGUACCGUUAUUUUAUUUUGAAGGUGAAACGGACAAUUUAAAAUUAAAAGCCGAAAAAUUAGAAGGCUGGGACUUGUCUUAUUUAAAAUUUUGUUGUAAAGUACAGGGUAUACGUAAUGAAUUAUUUGCUAGUGAAACAUGUUCUGUUAUAAGUUUAACUGAUAUUAAAAGUUAUUUUCCACCUGGUACUGGCUUUGAAGACUAUUGGCCUAGUAAAGUUAUGGACUCACAGCUAUUUGUUAAUGGAAAAAGUGGCGCUAGUGCUGGUGGAUGGACCAAACAACCACCCGCACCACCGGCUAAUAUUAUUAACAAACAAUUACAAAAUAAUUCAACCGGUAAAUCCUCAGCGCAAUUGACAUCAAGAUCGUCCGCUGGUUUGCAAAAUAUCCCACGCAAUAGUCCUGCUAAUGCAACUACCUUACAGCCAGUUAAUCAAUCAUCAAGAUCUGCUGUUACAGCCCAUCCAGCUCAUGUAUCUUCUAAUUCGUUGUCUGCUAAUGCAAGAUCUACUGCUGCUAAUAAUAAUGCUCAAAAUAUGCUUGGCUCAUUAACCACUGUUAAUGGAUGGACUGGAUUAGUUGGUGGACAACCAGCCUUUCAAACUGCUAUUGUACCUCAAUCAAACGCCGUUAUUAGGAUGACUAAUUCAGCGCUUAUACAUAAUGCUUAUCAACAACCAUCAAGAAGUAGAGCUGGAGGCAACGGUACUGCAGUACCUGGACAAUAUCCAUCCUAUCCAGUUACAACAAUCCAAACAAUUCCGCAAGCACAACCGACUUUGCGAGCAACUGUGCACUCAAACCAACCUAAUCUUGGGGUUGGUUCAACUUACACGACAUCGAGUCUAACGAACCCAAAUAUUGUGACAGCAAGUACCUAUCCUCAAAUGCUAAAUUUGAGUCCAGACCAGGUGCAAGCUCUCUUACACCCACAAUCAACGGCGGCAUCGGCGUUAUUGUCUCACUCUCAGAGGCAUACGCCACCUGCGCACAAUGCGCAUAAUAAUGCACAUCCGAAAACCGCGGCGUAUCCACCACCGCUUAUACCAGUUAACGGCAACUCAAAUAAUGCCAGAGAUUCACAUGGAAGAAAACAGUUGAUACUUAUUCAGGAUGCACCAGUUUCAAAUACCUCUCAUGUACAACCCUACGGAAUACAAAAAGCACUGGUUGAAGAAAAAUUAGUGCCGUGUAUUAAUUACAAACCGUACAUUUAUUCCGAACUAUUAAUGACAUUACCGGAUUUUGUAUCGCAGUAUUUUCCUGCCUGUGAUAUUAAUAAUUGUCGACAAGUUAUUACGGAGGUCCUUGAUUGUGAACUAUAUCAAGGAAAUAGGCAACAAAUGAAAAAAUUGAUGGAAGCUGGUAAAUGUUCAUCACUGACAGAUGAAUUGCCAUUGAUCCAUGUGCGAAAGUUCGUGCCUGCGCGUAAGGCUUUAAAAUCUGCGCAUCGUAUGGCAAGAUGGAAAAUAAUGCCCUUUCUUCACAUUAAUGAC
Molecule: messenger RNA, 2613 nt
Organism: Cotesia congregata
Lineage: Eukaryota; Metazoa; Arthropoda; Insecta; Hymenoptera; Braconidae
Source: the annotation of a GenBank genome assembly